Oxyura jamaicensis (ruddy duck) is the source of this 3114-nucleotide messenger RNA. It is a transcript of the gene HTR6, whose product is annotated as 5-hydroxytryptamine receptor 6. The coding region runs from base 277 to 1587 and encodes 436 amino acids. The transcript has 3 exons. Gene Ontology annotation, biological process: chemical synaptic transmission; G protein-coupled receptor signaling pathway, coupled to cyclic nucleotide second messenger. Lineage: Eukaryota; Metazoa; Chordata; Aves; Anseriformes; Anatidae. Gene Ontology annotation, molecular function: G protein-coupled serotonin receptor activity; neurotransmitter receptor activity. Gene Ontology annotation, cellular component: dendrite; membrane. The record is from RefSeq and is a predicted model, not a curated record.
AGGGGGAUUUGCAGGGAUGAGGAAACGCCUGGCUGUGAGUAACAGGGAGGGGAUCCUUGCUGCUGCUGGUCGGCUCCUGGGAAUGUCUCUCUGCCCUGAUUACCGGUGAAGAGAGUGGGGGAAGAGAGGGAGAGGAGGAGAGCCGAAAGGAGGGCAGAGAGGGAGAGAGGUGGCACUUCUUGCCCUGGGGCUGGCUCCAGCAAUGAUCACCUAGCGCAGGUGAUAGCUGGAGGAAGUCCCCAGGGCUGCAGAGCCAGCCCUGCUGCCCGGCUCCUCAUGGAGGGUGAUUUGGGGUCCCCCAAUGCCAGCGUGCUGGGGGAGCGCUCGCUGCUGGUGGGCAGCAGCUGGCUGGCUGCCUUCCUUUGCUUCAUCAUCCUGCUGACCACGGCGGGGAACUUCCUCCUCAUCCUCCUCAUCGUCAGCCAGCGCUCCCUCCGCAACACCUCCAACUACUUCUUGGUGUCCCUCUUCAUGUCCGACCUGAUGGUGGGGCUGGUGGUCAUGCCCCCAGCCAUGCUCAACCAGCUCUACGGGCGCUGGGUGCUGCGGGGUGACUUCUGCUCGCUCUGGUACGCCUUCGACGUCAUGUGCUGCAGCGCCUCCAUCCUCAACCUCUGCAUCAUCAGCUUGGACCGCUACCUGCUCAUCAUCUCCCCCCUCAAAUACAAGCUGCGGAUGACCUCCUGCAGGGCCCUCUGGCUCAUCCUGGCCGCCUGGACCUUGGCCGCGCUGGCCUCCUUCCUGCCUAUCAAGAUGGGCUGGCACAAGCUGGAGUUCGAGGUCCGGUCCCCGAAUAUCACCUCGCAGGGGGAUGAGGAGCAGUGCCGGCUAGUGGUCAGCUUGCCCUACGCCCUGGUGGCCUCCUGCCUGACUUUUUUCCUGCCCUCCGCUGCCAUCUCCUUCACCUACUGCCGCAUCCUCCUGGCAGCCCGCAAGCAGGCAGUGCAGGUGGCUUCCCUCACCUCCAACGUGGCCACCGCCACCACCGACGAGGUCACGGCACAGGUUCCCCGUGCCCCCAGCCAGCCCCCGGCCGGCAGCGAGAGCAGGAGGUUUGCCAGCAAGCACAGCAGGAAGGCGCUGAAGGCCAGCCUGACACUGGGCAUCCUCUUGGGCAUGUUCUUCGUGGCCUGGCUCCCCUUCUUCGUCACCAACAUGACACAGGCAGUGUGUGAGUGCGUCCCGGCCGGCUUCUUCGACGUGCUCACCUGGCUGGGGUACUGCAACAGCACCGUGAACCCCAUCAUCUACCCGCUCUUCAUGAGGGACUUCAAGAGAGCCAUGGGCAAAUACCUGCCCUGCUGCCGGCGCUCGGCGGAGCCCCGGCCCAGCGCCAUCUCCCUCUCCAUGAGGAACUCCAACAGCGGGCCCCGCGUGGCCACGUCCCUCAAGAACGUCCUCACCUUGCAGGCUGACACCGACUCCGUCGAUUCUGGGGCACCGGUGGAUGAACACAGCCUGCCGCCGCCGGCCGUUGACGCUGCCCAAGCACUCCUGGCCCCCGGCGUCCGCUUGGUCAAUAUUUUUGACAUGGAGCCCCACGAAGAGGAGCUGCAGCACCGGCAGCUCGGCACCCCAGUGGCCUGAGAAGCCGUCUGUGGGGCUGCAGGUGGAGGAGGCGCGGUUUUGGAGCCCGGUGUCCCAGGUCGGAUUGCCCCAGCACACGCAAACCCUCUGGGAGGACAACCACAAGGUGUUGCCCUGCCCUGAGCUCCUCGAUACCAUCUUUAAGGGAAACUUGCAUCUCCCUGGGGUUGUUGCUGACCACUUCUGCGGGUAGGUUUAAAGAGUGCAAAGCCACACGUUUUCCUGCUGAAUCGAUCUGCCUUGUUUCUCUCUCCUUCCAUCCCUUGUUUACUCACCAGUUCCUCACCCUUCUUGAGCUGCUUCUCACGGCCUUUUCACAGCCCGUUGAUCCGAACCUCGCACAUUUUGCCAGCCUCAUUGUGUCUCCCUGCACUUCAACCAAGGGCGGGUUUUUCAGCUUGCACUCAUACAGCUCAGUACAUCCCCUCUAACGCGUGCACUAGGUGCACCAACGGAAGAGGAAACAUCCUGUGACUCACGGGCAACAGGUUUGGGGCUGCUUCAGUCCACAGAACGUCGCGUCUGCUUGGAGUUUAAUUUCCUCGCCCCAUUUGGACUGUAUCUGUCAGAGUUUCCUCUGAAAGCAGUGAGCUGCAGCAUGCUGAAACCGUCCUGUUUAAUCAUGAACAGCCUGCGCUACGGGGGAUUAAAUCUGAUGCAAAAUGUUCAGCACUGCCUUUUGGAUAUUCCACAAGGGUGUGGGUGUUCGACUUGUUUGUGGCUCUCUGGAUAUCCUGACAGUAGUAAGGAAGGAAAUCAGCUUCCCUUUAGCUUUCAUUCCCUUUAGCUUUCAUCCUACAGCUUCCUAUUUUUGGCAUGACCGGCGUACUUUGCUCUUGACAAUCCAUGAGUUUUAAGAUGAUGCAAUUAGAAAACAGAGAUUUCUGCUCUUCAAAUCAGAAUAUCAACUUUCAAAUGACAACGCCACCCCCCCCCCCCCAACCCUCCCCAUAGCCGUAAGCAGGGAGAACAGGGAGCAGCAUGGCCAGUGGGCACUUUAAAAAAGCAGCAAUGAAUGCUUGCAGCUAAUUCUUCCUCAAGUGCCUUUCAGGUGCAGAGUCGGGUUGAUAGUUUGUUGCUGUGCCCUCCCUGAACCCCUGCCCUACCAGCCUUCCUUCAGAGCUCCUGAUUUUGGCUGUGCUCCUGAAGCCCACAAUCACACAGACAAGCGAACACAAUGCAGGGGGAAGCUGCAUGCCAGGCAAAGUCUCAUUAGUUUUCUUUCCACGUUGCCCACAUAUGUUGCAGAACUGAACAACAAGUGCUUCGAUGACUGACUUGACAUUUAUUUGCUACAAACCCGCUUGCAGCCGAGGGCUGGCCCUGUGGUCAACGACAAAUGACCACGACAGACGGAGGACUCAUCACAGGUUCAGGUAUCAAACUGGUUACUAGGUUUUUUCCCUAUAUCUGUGGCCAGAUAUUUAGCUUAGUGUUGGUACCAAGCAUGAAGAUGAAUGUGUACAUCUGUCCACAACUAGUUGUAUAUAAAAACACACGUGGGCUGUAACUCCAGUUAAACCAGAG